Candoia aspera is the source of this 2406-nucleotide messenger RNA. RefSeq names its product nipsnap homolog 2 (gene NIPSNAP2). The record is from RefSeq and is a predicted model, not a curated record. NCBI's taxonomy places the organism in Eukaryota, Metazoa, Chordata, Lepidosauria, Squamata, Candoiidae. The coding region runs from base 37 to 900 and encodes 287 amino acids. Gene Ontology annotation, cellular component: mitochondrion. The transcript has 10 exons.
CGCUCCCCCCCGCCGUCCCCAGCGUAGGUGGUCAAGAUGGCGGCCGGGGCGCUGCUGCGGGGGAGCGGGGGCCGCCUCCGCCGUGGACCCUUCCUGGCACCAGCGGCCAGUUCCCGCCUUUUCUACCUCAGGGGUCUUGCCUUAUCACAUAACCAAUCUGGAGAAGAGAGUUGGUUAAAAUCAUUGUUUGUCCGCAAGGUUGAUCCCAGGAAAGAUGCUCACUCCAAUCUCUUAGCCAAAAAGGAGACUAGCAGCCUUUAUAAAUUGCAAUUUCACAAUGUCAAACCGGAAUGUCUAGAAUCCUACAACAAACUUUGUCAAAGUGUUCUGCCAAAGAUCCAUGAAGGGAAGGAGUAUCCAUGUACACUGGUGGGGACAUGGAACACGUGGUACGGAGAGCAAGAUCAGGCUGUCCAUCUCUGGCGAUAUGAGGGCGGCUAUCCAGCCCUUACAGAAGUCAUGAGUAAACUUCGAGAUGAUAAGGAAUUUACAGAGUUUCGCAAAGCAAGAGGAAACAUGCUUCUAUCCCGCAAGAAUCAGUUGCUAUUGGAGUUCAGUUUUUGGAAUGAACCUGUUUCCAGGCCAGGGCCCAAUAUCUAUGAAUUAAGGUCUUAUCAGUUACGUCCUGGAACAAUGAUUGAAUGGGGCAACUACUGGGCCCGGGCCAUUCGUAUCCGGCAGGAUGAUAAAGAAGCUGUUGGUGGAUUCUUCUCACAGAUUGGGCAGUUGUACAUGGUCCAUCACCUUUGGGCUUACAAAGACUUGCAGACGAGAGAAGACAUAAGGAAUGCUGCCUGGCACAAGCCUGGAUGGGAUGAGCUCGUGUACUAUACAGUACCACUUAUUCAGGAAAUGGAAUCCAGAAUUAUGAUACCCUUGAAGAUUUCUCCACUUCAAUAAAGCCACUGGUCAGCUGGUGCCUAUGGAUAGAUUUAAAGUGACUUUUUUUGUUGUUUUUUAGUUAAUUUUGAUGGCAUGUGUUUGGCAAUGGAAAAAUUGACUUCCCAAAAUACUAUAUACUGAGGCUGGUAAAUAAGGACUCUUUUCCUCGGAUCCUGCAGGAGCACUUAUAAAUUUAUUUGGAAGAAUUGCAGGGUGAUCAUGUAAGUCUUAGCAUUCAACCAUAUUCAGCUGUGCAUUCAAACUUAUGCACAAGGCAUUUGGAUAGCUAGCAGGCAUUCACACUUCAGUGAUAGUUGCACAAGCUUUAAUCAUUUGAACAUCUAUAUUUAAUUUUAGGGAGACUUGUUGCAUGAACUUUUUUUCACCGUCAUAGCUGCUUAAUAAACCUGUUGGGCCUUCUGGUACAAAUCAUUGCUGGGGAAAGCCCUCCUCCUUUCCUACACCUCCCCAAAUUUGUGUAGAGGACAAACAGCAGAGUUGCUUUUUUCUUUCCAGGAAAGUUUUACUGCCACUUCAAGGAUAUAUGUUACCAGUUGCUCCUAAGGGCACAGUUGUUUCCUGCACUGGAAAAUGGUGACCGUAGUAUUUCUAAAAGUCACAGUGUUCACUGUUAGAUGCUGGGAAUGUUGAUGUGAAGUUAGAACACAGAAAUAGAAAAUCUGCAAGUUUUUUCAGAGUUUGGUCUGCCAAUACCUGUGCAGUUUGCAUCUGUCAGCCUUUACUCAUACGUAAGUCCAUUGUGUUUAAUAAGUCCAAUUUCCAAAAGAAAAUGGAGCUCUUGUCAGUAGGGGAGAAGCGAUGAUUAAGUCUUCCUCCAUUUCUCAAAUUUCAACACCUUCCCUCCCGUAUUUCUUUUUUUGGGAACUAUAAGCUUAAUUGCAGAGUAAAGGCACUCCCCCCCUUGCAUCUUAUCUUUAAAUCAUCCCAUCCUGAUUGCUCUGUUUGGGUGAAGAGUCAGGGGUAACGAGUUCCCCGGAAUGUAUUGUGAGCAGCUGUGCAGUUAGAUGGGGUUUAAACCAUAUGCCUUCAGCUUUGGGGAGAAGUUCAACGUGACAUGUUUAGAGAACUCCCUAAUCUACGGCGUUAGAUUCAGCUAAAAGAUCAGCGUAUAAACAUUUUGCGAACACCCCUAGACAUGUGCAGUAAAGUCGGAUGUGGAAGGAUUUUUGAAAGAAUGGUAACAUUUAUUAUUUCAACUACUUCUGUUGGGGGGGGGGGGUUUGUAGAAGGCAAUUCUGAAAAGGUAAUACAAAGAUUGCCUAUUAUAUUACUUAAAAGAAAGACAAAUUAAUGUUUCUUCCAUGUCUAAUCUUCUGUUUUUGAUUUUCUUUUAGAAUAGAUGGAUUUUUUUAUAUGUAUGUAUAAUGUAGAUACACCGAAGUGAUUAUCUCAUUAGUUAAGGAAUCAGUGAAAUACAUGGUUAUCUAUCAUCCAUGAAGUAUCCAAUAUUUCAGUAAGUUUUUUGGCAAAACAUGUCAAUAAAAUCCCAUUGAUUUUCACAUA